Messenger RNA from Rotaria sp. Silwood2, 1281 nucleotides. NCBI's taxonomy places the organism in Eukaryota, Metazoa, Rotifera, Eurotatoria, Philodinida, Philodinidae. The record is from the annotation of a GenBank genome assembly.
AUGGAUCGGUCAUAUUUCUACAAUGUGAUUCAUUUAAGUUUAUCAUUUUUUUUUAUUUUUAUGUCUUAUGGUAUUACACAAACAUUUCAAACAUCAUCAGAUUAUGCUAAAGAUGGUGCAUUUGCAGUAGGAAUCAUUUAUUUGGUAUUUUGUUUAAGCAAUUUAGCUUUAUCAUCAUAUAUAACUCGACGAUUAGGUGCACGAUUAACAUUAAUUUUUUCAAGUCUAACAUAUGUAUUAUUUAUUGCUUGUAAUAUAAAAUAUAAUAGAUGGCUGUUAUAUAUAUGUGCAUUUUUAGUUGGUUUUGGUGCAGCUUUAUUAUGGGCAGCUCAAGGUGUUUAUGUUACAAUAUCAACAAAUAAACAUGAAGAAAUAAAUAAUUUGGUAUCAUCAUCAACAAGAGGAUUUAUGAAUGGUAUGUUUUUUGGUAUAGUUCAAUUAAACCAUAUCAUUGGAAAUUUGCUCGUUUCGUUCUUAUUUGGUUUAAAGUUUGAUCAAUGGAUUAUAUUUACAAUAAUGACAAGUAUUGCUGGAUUAGGAACAUUCAGCUUAAUUUUUCUUCGACCUAUAAAAAUACCAAAAGUUGAAAAACAAGAAUCGUUUCUAUCGAGUUUAUCAAUAUUUUUGGAUAUUCAUUUUCUUUUACUUAUUCCAACGAUGUGUUAUAGUGGACUAUCUCAAGGAUUCAUUUUUGCUACUGUACCUCCAUUGAUUAUUGAUAAAAGUCGGAAAUAUCUAAUGUUUGCUGUAUUUGGUAUUAGUAGUACUAUUAAUUAUAUCAUUUUUGGAAAAUUAAAUGAUUUAAUUGGUCGUCGUCUUCUUAUUUUUGCUAUUGGUGCACUUACUCAUAUGAUUGUUUUCGGACUUUUAUUAAUUGUAUGGAAACCACCAUUAGAUCAAAGUCGUACUGAGAUAUUUGUUAUAUUGCUUAUUGGUUUAAGUAUCGGUGAUGCUAUAUUUUGGACACUAUUAUAUUCUAUCAUAGCCACCUUCUAUGGAAAAACACGACCAACAGAUGCUUUUGCAUGUUUAAAAUUAUUUCAAUCAGGAUUUAUGGCUAUAGCUUUUGUUGAACAAGUUUAUCUUCCAAUUUCUAUACAAGUCUUAUGUCUAAUUGUUUGUUUGUCAUUGACUCUUAUUACACUUAUUUAUGAACAUUAUGCUGUUAUAUCAUUAGAUACAGGCAAAACAAAACUAUCAAUACAAAAUAAAAAUAAAAACGAAACUGAAGCUGACAUAGAAGUACCAUUAGUUUUAACGACAUUAUUGAAUGAAUUAUGA